Leptidea sinapis is the source of this 1126-nucleotide messenger RNA. Its product is annotated as protein lifeguard 4-like. Gene Ontology annotation, cellular component: membrane. Gene Ontology annotation, biological process: negative regulation of apoptotic process. The transcript has 5 exons. The record is from RefSeq and is a predicted model, not a curated record. The coding region runs from base 124 to 864 and encodes 246 amino acids. Lineage: Eukaryota; Metazoa; Arthropoda; Insecta; Lepidoptera; Pieridae.
UUAUCUUAUUGCUGCUUAGCUGAAUUGCAUUCUCCAUAGCAAAUGUUACAAUUAAAUUAAUAAAAAAAUUUAAAAGAUACGUAUUGUGAUUCAUUGAGAGUGAUUGAUUAUAUUGUGAAAAUUAUGGCUAGCAUACCAUUAAUGUACGCUCAAGAGGAUUGUGAGCUAGGUGAAAAAGGAAAUAUCGAGGAUGAUUUCGCAUACCGCAAUAACGUGAUGGGAGCGGACAAAGCCAUCCGGCUGGGGUUCGUACGCAAGGUGUACAGCCUGCUCACAGCCCAGCUGCUAGUCACUGUAGCCAUAGCCGCCGUGUUUCUGCUGGUCAAGCCUGUUCAGGGUUUCAUACAUCAAAAUGAAUGGAUGGUGCUCAUAGCAUUCGUCCUCAGCAUGGGAACCCUCUUAACACUGAUCGUCAAGCGACGGGACUACCCAGCCAAUCUGUACUUGUUGGCCGGCUUCACGGUGGUACAAGCAUACACCAUAGGCGUAGUCGUGUCAUAUUUCGACACCUUCAUAGUGCUACAAGCCCUCGGUCUCACCCUGGCCGUGGUGUUGGCUCUGACACUCUUCACGUUCAACACCAAGCACGACUUCUCCUUUGUCGGAUAUGGACUGGUUGCUGGUUUGAGCGUUCUGAUAAUCGGCGGCUUCAUACAGCUGUUCGUACAAAGCUCUGCAUUCGAGAUCGCACUUUCCUUCACUGGAGCGGUCUUCUUCGGCCUGUUCCUCAUCUUUGACACACAGCAGAUGAUGACUCAUCUCUCCCCAGAAGAGUACAUUCUGGCCACAAUCAACCUCUACAUGGACAUACUCAACAUGUUCCUUUACAUUCUGCGAAUUCUGAACGAAAUGAAUCGCGGCUAAUCCAUCAGUAUUUAACCUAUUCAUUUGUUUCUUUUUAAAUGUGAUUUAUUAAACUGUCACUGUAUUUAUUUAAUGGCUGUACGAGUUUACCUUUGCCCAUUCACAUGGAUGAAAAUAUAUUUUAAAGAUGGCUGUGAAAAAUUGUUUGGAGUGUAAACGUACUAUUUUAGUAAAUGUUUUUUCUUGCAAUUGUUGCACAAUUUAUAUAUCUGAAAAUGUUUAUUUAUAUGAAUAAAUACCACAUAUUAUUAUCAAAAAGAAA